AUGGGCAACGCACCCAGUGGCCAUGCGAGCCGCAAUCAGGAAGGCAAUGGUAAUGCUUCAGACGGCCUUUCAUCCUCCAGCAACGGCGCAUUCAGAUCGUCUCGUGCUUCGGGAGGAGUGGUCGGCUACCCCGGCGGUGGAUCUCAUCAGUCCUCCUUCCUCGCCGGUGGCGAUGCAGCCAAUCCGGGUCAGCCGUCUAGUUCGGGCUUGAGGGAAGCCCUCGCUGCCCGUGAGGCUAUCGCCAGAAAGCCCGCUCAGGAUAUCUAUGCCGCGCCGGAUCUAGGCUUCCUCGAGCCCGUCUCGAAUGUCUACGCCAACGCGCCUGCUACUUGGGACCAUCCCGUCGUGCACAGAUUGAUCGAGUCACGCAAGCUUGCUCCCUUCUAUCGAGGUCUCGAUGGUUGGGAGGAAGGCAUGAGCAAGGACGAUAUCGACAGCUUGCUCGAUGCCGUCGUCCAGGGCGACGGUACCUCACACCGACACGAGGAGUCCGAAGCGCGACAGCAGAAAGAGAUCACGCUGUACUUCCGUACUGCAGAAUGCCCCAUCUGCUUUCUGAAUUAUCCGCCUAACAUCAACUUUUCGAGAUGCUGCGACCAAGCAUUGUGCACAGAAUGCUUUGUCUAUCUCAAACGCAACGAUCCAACACCACAACACGCAGAGUCUGAAGCAGUCGCAUGCCCAUUCUGCGUCGAGCCCAACUUUGGCGUCAUCUAUACGCCACCGCAGCUCCCCAUCACCCUAGCCUCACCCGAGCUUGACUCUGCUAUAGAUGGCGAAGCCAAUGCGAGCGACUUCUCAAUCCUCGCGCCCGACAAACCCUCUGGACCCCGGAGGAAGAGUAUCUCCCACACUGCUCCCGAGGUCGUCCUCACAGAUACGAUCUAUCCUGAUUGGGAGGACAAGCUAGCCAUCGCCAAAGCAACAGCAGCUCGUCGCGCCAAUCGGCGGAUCAUCUUUCGUCAGGUCGGCGACAGAAUGGUACCGCUCGGUGUCACGUCUUCUCGAUCUGCACCCGGCGGACUGUUUGCAGACGAUGGGGCAGAUGGCAGCUCAAGUCGUCGGAGCAGACGACAAAGGAGCGAGCACGGUCCUAUGACAGGAGCAGAUCUCGAAGAACUCAUGAUUAUGGAAGCGAUGCGGAUCAGCCUACUCGAGCAAGAGGAGCGAGAACGCAAAGAGCGAGCAGAGCGGGACAAAGCAGCGGCACAGCAAGCUGCAGAGCCUUCCACAACUUUGCAGAGCGCGGCAACGACUUCUACUGCGCCUCUGACGGACAGGAAUGACCCGUCUCAAGGUCUGCCGCCGUCCAUCAUCUCAUCACCCGCUAGAUCAGCCGGUAUGCAAGGGUCUAUCGACCGCACUGCAGAGCUACAGCAAGCGCUAGGCGAUACCUGGACAUUCGGCAACGGUGCUUCAGGUUCAUCGACCCCAUCUACUUCUCAUCCCCCUGCCCCACAACAACGGCAAGCGCCCGUACGUGCUAGCACAGCUUCCUCGAUGCACUCUUCUUCGCGAGGCGAGGACGAUUCGGUCAUGCCUCUGCCGACGCCCGACAGCGAAGCAGGCGAUUUUGAUUACCGCGCAAUCGCAGACGAUGACGACAGCGAAUCUCACGUUGCUUUCGCUCACUCUCUGUCGAGGAGCGAUUCAUCGGCUACGCGUACGUCCAUCAGUACUACCGCCAGCAGUCGAUUCGCCAUUCCGACUAGGCAGACCUCCAUCUGA
Messenger RNA from Mixia osmundae IAM 14324, 1728 nucleotides. RefSeq lists its product as uncharacterized. Lineage: Eukaryota; Fungi; Basidiomycota; Mixiomycetes; Mixiales; Mixiaceae. The record is from RefSeq and is a predicted model, not a curated record. Gene Ontology annotation, cellular component: cytoplasm. Bases 1 to 1728 code for a protein of 575 amino acids. The transcript is spliced from 6 exons.